GGGGAAUUUGAGUAGCUGCUGACGCCCUGAGGAAACGGCCUACUGAGGUUCCACAUUGUCUUUCAGGGUCCUUGGAGGGACCAGAAGAAGGUGGCCCCCAGGCUUUCCACGUUUCGGGAUCCACGGUCUGAAGAGGGCGCCGUAGAGCCGGGAGCAGCGCGGUACCCGCCGGAGGUGGAACUUAAUCUGUCCCCGCCUUGGGCGGAGUCACCGAGCUUGGAGACUCGCCCACAAGGCCCGGGCAGCUCCGAGGUGGUCCUUCCCGGCGGAAGUGAAGAAGCCCGGAGAGGGAGGCAGCGGAAGCGGCUGCGGCGCUGCAGGCUCUGCGCAUGCGCCCUCUGCCCCGUUGCCGCUUUUGGGGCGGUCCUCUGCCCUGUCUUCUUUUCUCCACGUGAAGGGGCUGCGCGAAUACCCAGUGGUGGCCGCGCGCCCAGCACCUCUGCAGCUCUCGUGCCCUUCACGAUGGCGGGCAUCCUGUUCGAGGAUAUUUUCGAUGUGAAAGACAUUGACCCAGAAGGCAAGAAAUUUGACCGAGUAUCCCGGCUGCACUGUGAGAGUGAAUCUUUCAAGAUGGAUCUCAUCUUAGAUGUGAACAUUCAGAUUUACCCUGUAGACUUAGGUGACAAGUUCCGGUUGGUUAUAGCCAGUACUUUGUAUGAAGAUGGUACCUUGGAUGAUGGUGAAUACAACCCCACAGAUGACAGGCCUUCCAGGGCUGACCAGUUUGAGUAUGUAAUGUAUGGGAAAGUGUACAGGAUUGAAGGGGAUGAGACCUCGACUGAAGCAGCCACACGCCUCUCUGCAUAUGUGUCCUAUGGGGGCCUGCUCAUGAGGCUUCAGGGUGAUGCCAACAACCUACAUGGAUUUGAGGUGGACUCCAGAGUUUAUCUGCUGAUGAAGAAGCUGGCGUUCUGAACUUCAUGGGAAACCAGACUUGCUGCUUAGUCACUCAUGUCAUGGACAUUGUUCAAGCCUGUGUAGAAGCUGUUGGUGUUCGCCUGUAAAAGGGGCAGGGCUCUGUGUCCACUGUAGGGACAUCUUCAGUUUGUCUGAAUUCAGUGGAAAACUGACUUGUCUGUAAAAGGCCAAGUGGGGAGUGUAAAAGGCUGAAGUUGUGUAUGAUUUUUUUAUUAAAGUUUACUUUUUCAGA
This is a messenger RNA of Mastomys coucha (southern multimammate mouse), 1150 nucleotides long. It is a transcript of the gene Polr2h, whose product is annotated as RNA polymerase II subunit H. The transcript is spliced from 6 exons. The record is from RefSeq and is a predicted model, not a curated record. Gene Ontology annotation, cellular component: RNA polymerase I complex; RNA polymerase II, core complex; RNA polymerase III complex. Gene Ontology annotation, molecular function: DNA-directed RNA polymerase activity. The coding region runs from base 463 to 915 and encodes 150 amino acids. Lineage: Eukaryota; Metazoa; Chordata; Mammalia; Rodentia; Muridae. Gene Ontology annotation, biological process: DNA-templated transcription.